Messenger RNA from Nomascus leucogenys (northern white-cheeked gibbon), 713 nucleotides. It is a transcript of the gene CGA, whose product is annotated as glycoprotein hormones, alpha polypeptide. Gene Ontology annotation, molecular function: follicle-stimulating hormone activity. NCBI's taxonomy places the organism in Eukaryota, Metazoa, Chordata, Mammalia, Primates, Hylobatidae. The record is from RefSeq and is a predicted model, not a curated record. Gene Ontology annotation, cellular component: follicle-stimulating hormone complex; extracellular region. Gene Ontology annotation, biological process: thyroid hormone generation; positive regulation of steroid biosynthetic process.
GCAGUUACUGAGAACUCACAAGACGAAGCUAAAAUCCCUCUUCGGAUCCACAGUCAACUGCCCUGAACACAUCCUGCAAAAAGCCCAGAGAAAGGAGCGCCAUGGAUUACUACAGAAAAUACGCAGCUGUCAUUCUGGUCACAUUGUCGGUGUUUCUGCAUGUUCUCCAUUCCGCUCCUGAUGGAGUGCAGGAUUGCCCAGAAUGCCAGCUACAUGAAAACCCAUUCUUCUCCCAGCCGGGUGCCCCGAUACUUCAGUGCAUGGGCUGCUGCUUCUCUAGAGCAUUCCCCACUCCACUAAGGUCGAAGAAGACGAUGUUGGUCGAAAAAAAUGUCACCUCAGAGUCCACUUGCUGUGUAGCUAAAUCAUAUAACAUGGUCACGGUAAUGGGGAGUCUCAGAGUGGAGAACCACACGGCAUGCCACUGCAGUACUUGUUAUUUUCACAAAUCUUAAAUGUUUUGCCAAGUGCUGACUUGAUGACUGCUGAUUUUCUGGAAUGGAAAAUUAAGUUGUUUAGUGUUUAUGGCUUUGUGAGAUAAAACUCUCCUUUUCCUUACCAUACCACUUUGACACGCUUCAAGGAUAUACUGCAGCUUUAUUGCCUUCCUCCUUAUCCUACAGUACAAUCAGCAGUCUAGUUCUUUUCAUUUGGAAUGAAUACAGCAUUGAGCUUGUUUCACUGCCAAUAAAGCCUUUUAAAUCAUCAUUCAA